AAAAAAUCUUUAACCCGGAAGUGAAAGUUGGACUGAAGUAAACUCGAAUGUUUAUCAAAAAGGAGGCGUGAAUUUUUACAAAUGCGUAAUGAAUUUAAGCAGCACAAACACCUAUGGAAAUGGUCUAUUAUAUGCAGGAUGGAAUCAGGACCAAGGAUGUUUUGCAUGUGGUAUGGAGACUGGCUUUAGAGUGUAUAAUUCUGACCCAUUGAAGGAGAAAGAAAGACAGGAUUUUACAGAUGGGGGUAUUGGUCAUAUUGAAAUGUUGUUCAGAUGUAAUUACCUAGCUUUGGUAGGUGGUGGAAAGAAUCCAAGAUACCCUCCAAACAAAGUGAUGGUUUGGGAUGAUUUAAAGAAGAAACAUGUUAUAGAGCUGGAGUUCUCUACUGAAGUCAAAAGUGUUAGAUUAAGGAGAGACAGAAUUGUAGUGGUGCUAGAUACAAUGAUCAAAGUUUAUACAUUUACACAAAAUCCUCAACAGCUACAUGUGUUUGAAACCUGUCAGAAUACUAGAGGUUUAUGUGUCAUGUGUCCAAACAGUAAUAACUCCCUGCUCACAUUCCCUGGCCGUAAAAUGGGUCAUGUACAAGUAGUAGAUCUAGCAAACACGGAGAAAUCACCUUUAGAUAUAGACGCGCACGAGGCCUCUUUAAGCUGUAUGGCUCUCAAUCUUCAGGGAACAAGAAUUGCAACGUCAUCAGAAAAGGGCACAUUAAUUCGAGUAUUUGACACUAGUAAUGGUCAGCAGCUCCAUGAGUUGAGAAGGGGAGCUAAUCAUGCAAAUAUUUAUUGUAUAAAUUUUAAUCAGGAUUCCACGCUACUGUGUGUGUCCAGUGAUCAUGGAACUGUUCAUAUAUUUUCAACAGAAGAUGCAAAAAAGAACAAACAGUCAAGUUUAGCAGGGGCUGGUUUCCUACCUAAAUACUUCAGUUCAAAAUGGAGUUUCUGUAAGUUCCAGGUACCAGGGGGUGCUCACUGUAUGUGUGCCUUUGGGUCAGAUAGUAAUUCUGUGAUAGAUACAAAAUCAGUAGUUGUUGUGUGUGCAGAUGGCAGUUAUUAUAAGUUUGUGUUCAACCAGAAAGGAGAGUGUACACGAGAUGUAUACUCGCAGUUCCUAGAAAUGACGGAUGAUAGAUCAUAGUUAGCUGUAGGGAUGACAGACAACACACUCGCAUAGUUCCAUACAGUGACAUCAUUCAUUACAUCAUAAUGGAUACAGCCUUGUCACACCUUAAACAUAAAUUAAUACUGUUGAGUUAAGGUGUCCAGAACUCAGAAUUUCUAAAAUCUGAAAUUAGUGACACAGAAAUAAACAAUUAUAAUUGUUUAUUUUUUAGGUUUAAUUAUAGAAUGAAAAUUGACUUUGAUCCAAAGUUAAUUUUAGAAUUAAAUCAAGCUUUUAGGUCCAAAGAACUUACAAUAUGGAAAUUUGAAAAAGAAAAAAGCUAUUACAUUAACUACUUGUCAAUAUUUUACAUUCUUCAACAAAAUGUCUUCUGAAAAAAACUUUUCUUCUAGAAAAUACUUUUAAGACGGAUAUACGAAGAGACUUUAAAGAAUUGUGCAAUGUUCAAAUUCAAAUUGUGACAAGCUAACCUUCGGUCUGCCAUAUUUUUGUGUUUGUAAAUUAAGGAAUUGUCCAUUAUCAUUUAAGGCACUUUAAUUUCAAAAAAUAUGAAAACGAAGGCACCAACAACCUUAAGUCUUGCCAGAUUGCAUGUACUAGUAUAUAUAAGCUGGUCUGGCAAGGAACUUGUUGCAAGUAUCUGCUAUUUUCAGCUGGUGUUAAACCCUUGCCCUUUUGAAUAUCUUGAUUGGCUUGUUCAGCUUCCGUCUUUUUGGAACCGUACAUAAUCAGUUAAGAUUAUAUGUAUAUUAAAAUUUGAAGCUUGUCAGCUAAGAGUAUAGAACCUUGUCAGACGGCACAGAUGUACUGACUGGUCUGGUUCUAUACUUGUAGCAAAGACUUAGCACUUUCUGUUCCAGCAAGGUGAAGGUUAAAAAAUUUUAAGUGUUCUGUUCCAUUAAUAUUUGAUUUUUUUUUUUUUUUUUUUUUUUUUCAUUUUCCUAACAAACUUACAUCUGUUAUCAGUAUUGACUAUUCUCUAUCAGUAUGAUUGUCAAUAAUUAUUCUUAAUUGUUAACAAUGAUAUUGUGAAUGAAUGGACUGCCUAAACUUAUAGAGAAUUAAAAUCAAAAUCCAUAUUGCAUUUGACAUAUAUAGUUUUUUUUCGCAUCUUAUAAUUGUACAUGUAUCUUUAUUGUUUUUCAUUUUCAUCAUUUUGUUAAGGAGGCGGUUGAUUCUUUGGAUGGUGUUUUACCUGAGUUUGAGCAAUGAAUAUGCCCAGUUAUUAAAUUGGAACAGUCUAUUUCUUGUUUAAGGGCUUUUGAUAUUAAAAAAAAAAUACAAAAAUUGAGCUACCAACAGUAUAGAGCCCGGCAAAGGCUAAGUCAGUUUUGGUUCCAGCUUGUUAAGGGUGAAAGGUAUACUAUUUACCUGCACAAGAUCAGUAAUUCAUUAAGAUUUCUGAAAUUCUUAUUUAGAUUGUUCAAAUUCUUUCCAAAAGGCUCCUAAUAAGGUUGAAGGUGAUAACUAAUAAACCUUAAUAUACUCGAAGACAGAUUUUGUUUUGUAAAUAAGAAGAUAAUGUGCUAAGUUAAGUUAUUAACCCACACUUACAUUUCAGUAGGGACAAUGUGUUAUUUUAUUUCGGUAUAUGCAGUUUGUCCGUUCAAGUUGUCACCCUAACUUUCUAUUCCGAUAGUGGCAUUGUUUAUUGGUAUAUGGUAUAAAGAUAACUUGCAUGGACCCCGUACCAUCAAGUGAGGUUAAAGGCUAAUAGGGUAAAGGUCAUGAAGACUUAGAAUACUAUGAUUUUCUUUAUAGUUAAGCGAUGUGUUUUUAACUUAGUCAAAGCUGUGUCAGGGAGCAUUUUUAUCAGAAUAUCUGAAAUUCUAAUUGUUUCAAGACAUAUUAGGAAAGAUGGCAGAAAUUUAUUUGUUGUUCUGUAUAUAGUAAUUUAUUACUCAACCUAAAAUAUUACAAGUUUUGUAAGUCUAUAAAAAAAAGUUAUGUACAUUGUUAUUGGAAAAAGGAAAUUGUACUUUGUAUGUGAUGUAAAUAUUUGUUAGAUUUCAAGUGCUUUAUCUAAUUUUUAUUUGAUUAUUUAUUGUAAAUAAAAUUUGAUGGAUACUAGCAUUUUGUUGUAAGUCGAGUUUAAAAGUUCUGAGUGCUAUGGCUAUUUUGAUGAGGUUUAUUUUAGCUUAUUCCUGACUGUUUACUUAACGUAAAUGAGAUUAGUAGGCCAUUGUAUCAAAGUAACAAGGCUUUGCCACUGCAUUGAUCAAUAGAUCAGAUCUCAUACAUGUAUAUAUUUUUUCCUGUAUGAUUGGCCGUCUGCAUACACCUAAAACCUAUGUCUCUUUACUGUUACCUAUAGCAUUUAAAUUCAAACAAAAUAUACCUGUUAUGACAUGAAUGACCUUUAACUGACCUUGACCUUUUGAGGUCAAUUUUUGAAAUUUCCUAAAAAAACACCAUAUUUCUUUUAUAAAACUAAUUUUGUUGUUUUAGAACAUGUUUUGUGAAGGCAUUGUUUCCAGUUUUAUACAUUUUGUUUUGUUUAUUUUGUUUUGGAAACUGUCGAUAAAUGUUUAAAUGAACCUGAUAUAGCACUGUUUAAUAAGGUUGUUGAUUUUAUAUUGAAUUAUGAAGGUUGCAAAUUAUUUUUGAUAUAAACUAGUUCUUUAAGUUUCCUUUAAAGCACUAUGCCUCCAGAUUCUUGCUAAAGUAAAGGGACUCCAGUGAAGUUUUAUGAUAUGAAUGGAAUUUUUUUUUUCAAGAUGUGUAUAUCAUUUGAUAAAGGGUCUGGACAUGCAGAAUUUCAGAUCAUUCUCCAAAAUAAUCAUUUUAUUUGUGAGAAAUGAUAGGAAAAUAAAAAGUGUUUAAAUGCCUUUUACUUGGGACUGAGAAUUGCACAAAAA
Molecule: messenger RNA, 3984 nt
Organism: Ruditapes philippinarum (Manila clam)
Lineage: Eukaryota; Metazoa; Mollusca; Bivalvia; Venerida; Veneridae
Product: WD repeat domain phosphoinositide-interacting protein 3-like
Exons: 10
Coding region: 89-1141 (350 amino acids)
Biological process (GO): protein lipidation; nucleophagy; protein localization to phagophore assembly site
Cellular component (GO): extrinsic component of membrane; cytosol; phagophore assembly site membrane
Molecular function (GO): phosphatidylinositol-3-phosphate binding; protein binding; phosphatidylinositol-3,5-bisphosphate binding
Source: RefSeq, a predicted model, not a curated record